AUGGCAUCCUUCAUCACAACCAUGUCUGUCCCCAUCCUUUCUGUUUCUUCUUCGUCCGAUGCUGGACAACCUGCCCCGCCAUCCUCAUCUUCUCCCCAACCUUCGCUCCCCUCCUCUCCCAACGCUCGGACCCGCGCUCCCUUCAAGCCGCGGUCGGCAGCCAAGGGCACCACUAGCUAUCAACUGAGACAGUUCGCGGAAGCGACCUUGGGAAGUGGAAGCUUACGGAAGGCCGUGAAGCUUCCAGAAGGCGAGGAUCUUAAUGAGUGGCUUGCAGUUAAUGUGGUCGACUUCUAUAACCAGAUCAACUUGCUCUAUGGCGCGAUCACAGAGUUCUGUUCUCCGCAAUCAUGUCCGGAAAUGAAAGCAACUGAUGAAUUCGAAUAUCUCUGGCAAGAUUCGGAAAACUACAAGCGACCGACGAAGAUGUCGGCCCCAGAAUACAUCGAACAUUUGAUGAGCUGGGUACAAAGCAGUAUCGACAACGAGCAAAUUUUCCCCAGCAGGCUCGGCGUCCCCUUCCCCAAGGUGUUCCCGAGCCUUGUGCGUCAGAUCUUUAAGCGGAUGUAUCGCGUAUAUGCACACAUUUACUGCCACCACUACCCGGUUGUGGUCCAUCUCGGACUGGAGCCUCAUCUGAAUACCAGCUUCAAGCAUUACGUGCUCUUCAUUGACGAGCACCGCCUGGUUAGUGGGAAGGAUUUCUGGGGUCCGUUGGGAGAUCUUGUGGAUAGCAUGCUGCGCAGUGAUUGA
This is a messenger RNA of Aspergillus niger, 753 nucleotides long. RefSeq lists its product as uncharacterized. Gene Ontology annotation, cellular component: cytoplasm; nucleus. The record is from RefSeq and is a predicted model, not a curated record. Gene Ontology annotation, biological process: positive regulation of protein phosphorylation; signal transduction; cell division. Lineage: Eukaryota; Fungi; Ascomycota; Eurotiomycetes; Eurotiales; Aspergillaceae. The coding region runs from base 1 to 753 and encodes 250 amino acids. Gene Ontology annotation, molecular function: protein kinase activator activity. The transcript is spliced from 5 exons.